Messenger RNA from Drosophila willistoni, 369 nucleotides. It is a transcript of the gene Cpr78Ca, whose product is annotated as pupal cuticle protein Edg-78E. The transcript has 2 exons. The coding region runs from base 1 to 369 and encodes 122 amino acids. NCBI's taxonomy places the organism in Eukaryota, Metazoa, Arthropoda, Insecta, Diptera, Drosophilidae. Gene Ontology annotation, molecular function: structural constituent of chitin-based larval cuticle. The record is from RefSeq and is a predicted model, not a curated record. Gene Ontology annotation, cellular component: chitin-based extracellular matrix.
AUGUCGUUUGGCAAGCUACAACUACAACUACUAUCGCUGAUUGUCCUUCUAACGAGUGUCGUGGCGGAUGUUGAACGAACAAUUUACUAUAACAAUGUGCCACCAAAUGCGGCCGGUUUGUAUUCGUUUGAGUUUCAAACCACCAAUGGCAUAACCACAAAGGGAGCUGGCAAUGAACACGGUGCGGUUGGUGUGGUUCAAUAUGUCUCCCGAGAGGGUAUACCCAUUACCUUCUCCUAUGUGGCGGAUGCGAAUGGUUAUCAGCCGACAGGUGAUCAUUUGCCAGCGAUUCCUCCACAUGUCCUUAAGCAAUUGGAAUACAUACGAACGCAUCCUCAAGUCGAUGAGCGUAAAUCGAGACGUUGGUGA